Messenger RNA from Triticum urartu, 2054 nucleotides. RefSeq names its product receptor-like cytoplasmic kinase 176. Gene Ontology annotation, biological process: protein phosphorylation. The record is from RefSeq and is a predicted model, not a curated record. NCBI's taxonomy places the organism in Eukaryota, Viridiplantae, Streptophyta, Magnoliopsida, Poales, Poaceae. Gene Ontology annotation, molecular function: protein kinase activity; ATP binding.
UUUCGGCCCCAUCAAUGGCUCCCUCCACCUCCUUCUAGAAGCCGCCUGCCCCACCACCCGUGCUAGCGGUAGUGUAUCGGGUUCCCCUUCCUUCCUCCCUCCCUCCCUCUCCCUGCCCGCACUGUCCCAUCGCCCGCCCGCCCGCUCGCUUUCUGCCUUUCCCCCGCUCGCUGGGUGGCGGUGGUGGUGGAGGAAGUUGGAGGCGGGGGGCCGGCCGGCGCACGGGGAAAAGGAGGGGCGGAGGGGGACGCACGCAAAGGCAGAUAUACUUUCCACCGCCAGACUCCUCCUGGCUGGAGGAGUUCCGAUUCCCCCCCCUCUCUUUCUCUCUCUUCUUUCUCUCUCUCUCUUUCUUGCUCUGGAAGCAGGGGAGGAAAGGGGUUCUGAUUUGGGCGCGCCGUGGUUCGGUCCGGCUGAUUUGGGAGGUCUGCUCGCUUGAUUCGGGUUCGCUGAUUGACGGGCCGGUUCAUCUCCGGCGGCUCCAUUCGAGGGCCGGUCCGGCGAGCGAGCCAGUCGCCAUGGGGAACUGCUGGGGCGCCAAGAUCAGCUCCGACAGCUCCUCCUCCUCCCCUACAGGGACGAAUUCCAAGUAUGCUAGUAGGAAUGGGGCGGCCUUGAGCAGCUCCAGCAGCUAUGCCUCCGCGGCGUCAGUGCCACGGAGCGAGGGUGAGAUUCUGGAGUCAGCGAAUGUCAAGGCCUUCUCUUUCAAUGAGCUGAGGACCGCCACGAGAAACUUCCGGCCGGACAGUGUGCUAGGCGAGGGAGGGUUCGGGUCAGUCUUCAAGGGGUGGAUCGAUGAGAAGACCCUCACCCCAACCAAGCCUGGCACCGGGAUGGUCAUUGCUGUGAAGAAGCUUAAUCAGGAAAGCUAUCAGGGCCAUAGGGAAUGGCUGGCUGAAGUGAAUUACCUUGGACAACUAUCGCACCCGAAUCUUGUAAAGCUCGUUGGGUACUGUGUUGAAGACGAACAGCGGCUUCUCGUCUACGAGUUCAUGCCUCGUGGGAGUUUGGAGAAUCAUCUCUUUAGGAGUAAGUGCCUGGCCUUUUACUUUCCCUAUUCGCUGGGUGUUAUUCUACAGUUUUCUAAAGUGUCUGAACAUUCAGGGAGUACACAUUUCCAGCCGCUCUCCUGGAACCUUCGGAUGAAAAUUGCCCAUGGAGCAGCUAAGGGGCUCGCGUUUCUCCACAGUGACAAGGCCAAAGUCAUCUACCGUGAUUUCAAAACCUCAAAUAUCCUCCUAGAUGCGAACUACGACGCAAAGCUCUCAGAUUUUGGCCUGGCGAAGGACGGACCGACCGGUGACAAGAGCCAUGUGUCCACAAGGGUGAUGGGGACAUAUGGGUAUGCUGCACCAGAAUACCUUGCAACAGGCCACCUGACCACGAAGAGCGACGUGUACAGCUUCGGCGUGGUCCUCCUGGAGAUGCUGUCGGGGCGGCGCGCGGUGGACAAGAACCGGCCGACCGGCGAGCACAACCUGGUGGAGUGGGCGCGGCCGUACCUGACGAGCAAGCGGCGCAUCUUCCGCGUCCUGGACCCCCGUCUGGGCGGGCAGUACUCCCUCGCCAAGGCCCAGAAGGCGGCGUCGCUGGCGCUGCAGUGCCUCUCGGUGGACUCGAGGAACAGGCCGAGCAUGGAGCAGGUCGUCGUGGCGUUGGAGCAGCUCCACGACGCCAAGGAGGGAGGUAACAGCCCUCGCCCGCAGCUGCAGAGGAAGCCGAGCAGCAACCGGAGCCUGACCGGCUCGAGACCAUCGUCGACCAAGGGGAACAACAACAGGCCCGCUUCGUCGAGACCGGUUUGACCGGUCGAGUGGGAUCACAUAGCAUAAUCUACUAGAGAGAUGCGUUGAGGUGUAAUGUAUGUAUGGUAUAAUAGGGUUUUAGAGUGGUGAUCUGCGAAGAGGCAGCGGAUUUGUGAAUGUUUUGUGCCUGUGUUGUAGGGUUGUACCUUUGCAGCUUCUAGUGUUGGUAUGUACAGCUUGUAUCUAUCCGGUUGUAGCUUCUAGUGUCUGUAUGUAGUUAUUUUUGUCAAUGCCUGGUUGCUUUGGUUC